Rhinolophus ferrumequinum (greater horseshoe bat) is the source of this 3397-nucleotide messenger RNA. RefSeq names its product reticulon 3 (gene RTN3). Gene Ontology annotation, biological process: endoplasmic reticulum tubular network formation; neuron differentiation; brain development. Lineage: Eukaryota; Metazoa; Chordata; Mammalia; Chiroptera; Rhinolophidae. Bases 244 to 3369 code for a protein of 1041 amino acids. The record is from RefSeq and is a predicted model, not a curated record. The transcript is spliced from 9 exons. Gene Ontology annotation, cellular component: postsynaptic density; neuron projection.
GCGCCUAGAAGCGGCCGCCGCCCGCCCCCGCCGCCCGCCGGAGGGGCCCUUUGUACGCCUGCGCGCUCGCGCUCCCGCCCUCUCGCUGCGCUCGGCUGAGUCAGUCAGUCUGUCGGAGUCUGUCCUCGGAGCAGGAGGAGCGAAGGGACUUUGGAGAGCCAUCUGCCCGAUUAUUUUCUUUCCCCUCCCUCUCUCCCGCCCCACAUUUCUCUUCACCCCUCUCCCGCCCUUGCUCGCGCAGCCAUGGCUGAACCCUCCGCGGCUACUCAGUCCCCGUCCGUCUCCUCGUCGUCCUCCGGGGCCGAGCCCUCCGCGCCCGGCGGCGGCGGUAGCCCGGGAGCCUGCCCCGCCCUGGGGCCGAAGAGCUGCGCCUCCUCUUGUGCGGAUUCCUUUGUUUCUUCCUCUUCCUCUCAGCCUGUAUCUCUAUUUUCGACCUCACAAGAGGGAUUGAGCUCUCUUUGCUCUGAUGAGCCACCUUCAGAAAUUAUGACUUCCUCCCUUUUUGCAUCUUCUGAAAUACAUAACACUGACCUUACAAUACUACGUGGAGAAAAAAAUGAAGUGUUAGGCAGCCAGCCUAUUUUAGCCAAAGAAGGAAAAGACUGCUCGGCUCUUGUAGGUGUGAAAAAUAUGGAACAGCCUCAGCAGACCAGUAAAGACACAGCCGACCCCCCAAUUUCUGUUGCAGAAGGAGGUCGCUAUAACCGUCCUUCCAUUCCAGCCAGUUUCCCAAAUCAUCCUGCUUUGCUUUCAAAGGAAGUUGGUCAAAUGGGACAGCAAAUAAAUGAAGACCAAGAGUCCGAGAACCCGAAUGAGGUACCAGGUAGGGACGAUCAAGUUGCGUUGGACGCUGAUGACAAGUUCACUUUGCUCACAGCCCAGAAGCCACCCACUGAGCAGUCUCGGGUGGAAGGCAUUUGUGCGUACUCCUUGGCCCCAUCCAGGGUGUCAGCAGGCAGUGUUACUGAAAAAGAUUCUCCUGAAUCACCAUUUGAAGUAAUAAUUGACAGAGCAGCAUUUGACAAAGAGUUUAAAGAUGCAUAUAGGGAGAGCACAAAGGAUUUUGGUAGCUGGGCAGUGCCCACUGAUAGGGAAUCAGCUGCAGACAUUUCGGAGUCUAAUGACAAAGUAUUUCCACUGAGAAAUAAAGAAGCAGGGCAUUACCCAACCUCUGCACUGCUCACUAGGCAGUUUUCACACACCACCGCAGCAUUGGAAGAGGUGUCUAGAUGUGUGAAUGAUAUGCAUAACUUUACUAAUGAAAUACUGACAUGGGAUUUGAUUCCCCAAGUGAAACAGCAGAGCGAGAAAUCUGACUACAUCCCGAAAAGUACAAGACUUGACAUGAGUGAAUAUAAUUCAGAAAUUCCAGUUGUAAAUCUUAAAACAAACGCUCACCAGAAAAUUCCUGUAUGUUCUAUUAAUGGGAAAGCUCCCAUCACUAAAUCAACAGGUGAUUGGGCAGAAGCAUCUCUCCCACAAGAAAAUGCUGUCGUUGAAAAACCUGUACCAGGCUGUCUGAAUUCCACAAAGGACAUCAAGCGCAAAAGUGUCCAAGGCAACGUGCAGAAACAAGAUGACACACUGUCAGUGUUACCUGGAUCUCUGUUUAAGAAAUGUGUCUCUCUGGGUUCUGGAACAGACACAGUGAAAGUGGUUUUACCUGAAGACCACCUGGAAGAUGAAAUGAACUGGCAGAGCUCCGUGUUGGGAGAAGUAACAGAGGCUGAUAGUUCUGGUGAGUCUGAUGACACAGUCAUAGAGGACAUCACAGCCGAUGUUUCAUUUGAAAGUCACAAAAUUAAGGCUGAAAAUCCUGUUUCCAUUCCAAGUGCUGUGGUAAAAACAGAUGAAAGAGAAAUCAAAGAGAUUCUCAUUUGUAAUAGGGAAAACAAAACACUUGAAAACUUCGACGUGUCUAUCAGUGACUCUGAGCCCCAAGUUCAGCCUGAUAUCCUUGAAAGGAGUCCAGCUCGUGAGGCGGCAUGUUCCCAAGUACCCAAUAAGAAUGUCAUGUCAGAAGAUGUGAAGCACUCCAAGAGUAUGAGUGAAAUUGCUCCUGAAGAGCCUGUUAGAACUGAGAACCCAACACUUCCUUCAGCAGCAUCUUCAAAUGUUUUUAAUGAGACAGAAUUUUCGUUAAAUGCGACAACCUCUUCCUGUUUGGAGUCAUUACAUGAAAGAUGUGUUAAAGAUAUAGAUGAUUCGUCCCCAGAGGACCUGAUAGCAGCCUUUCCAGAAACCAGGAAGAAAAGAAUAGUAGAUAAAGAUGAAAGAAAGGCCUUUGAAGCAACAUCAGAGAAAACUAUGGACUUCAAUAAAACUAUUCUUCCUGUAAAUUUCUUGCAUGAAAGUGAGUCCGGUGAUUCUGAAAUUAAAGACAUAAAAAGCAAAUACUCUGAACAAAGCCAAGAAACAAAGGGAAGUGAGCUUGUGGAUGUUUUCUCCACCCAAGGUGCUCCAAGCGCAUCUUUCUACUUAGAACAGGAACAGCUCACAAUCAGAGCCCUUAAGGAAUUGAGUGAAAGACAGGUUGACAAGUCAGCUUCUGCACAGGAUAAAGUAGAAUCUCCUGAAGAAAUACUCAAGCAGACUUUCACAUUUGUUCCAGAAUCUUCUUGGCCACAGAGAUCUUACGAUGUCCUAGAACACACAGAUGUCAAAACUGGAUCUGAUCUUGGGGUUUCCAAAAAGCCCACCAUUAUCAAAGAAACUGCUAGCAUAGAUGUUAUUUCCAGCCUUAGCAAGACUGACCUGGUAAACAAGCAUGUCCUCGCAAGACUUCUGACAGACUUCUCAGUGCACGAUCUGAUUUUCUGGCGAGAUGUGAGGAAGACCGGGUUUGUCUUUGGCACCACACUGAUCGUGCUGCUUUCCCUGGCGGCUUUCAGUGUCAUCAGUGUGGUUUCUUACCUCAUCCUGGCUCUCCUCUCGGUCACCAUCAGCUUCAGGGUCUACAAAUCUGUCAUCCAGGCUGUACAGAAGUCAGAAGAAGGCCAUCCAUUCAAAGCCUACCUGGAUGUAGACAUUACUCUGUCCUCAGAAGCCUUCCACAAUUACGUGAAUGCUGCCAUGGUGUACGUCAACAGGGCCCUGAAACUCCUCAUUCGCCUCUUUCUGGUGGAAGAUCUGGUUGACUCCUUGAAGCUGGCUGUCUUCAUGUGGCUGAUGACCUAUGUUGGUGCUGUUUUCAAUGGAAUCACCCUUCUGAUUCUUGCUGAACUGCUCAUUUUCAGUGUUCCGAUCGUCUAUGAGAAGUACAAGACCCAGAUUGAUCACUACGUUGGCAUCGUCCGUGAUCAGACCAAGUCGAUUGUUGAAAAGAUCCAAGCAAAACUACCUGGAAUCACAAAAAAAAAGGCAGAAUAAGUACAUGGAAACCAGAAAUGCCAGUUAC